CAAUGCAAUUUUUUGCAUUGUUUGUUGCCAACCAAUCAGAGCUGGAUUGGAAAACCCUGGCCAAUUAGAAUCCAGUGUGAUGCUAAUUCAUAUGCGGCCAUUCGGAAGUAUUUGGUGUUAUGCUUAUGUGGCGUUUAUCUUAAUUUUAGCUCGACAAAUCCAAUGUCGAAUCUGGGGCAAGUCUUUACGAGGCAAUCAUGCAAGCUUCGCUUCGGUAACAAAGUUAGUUCUCUCCAUGCUCUCUUGCAGAAAAGGUGCCUGAGAUAAACAAGAUUUUUUUCGGCAUAUUCAAAAUAACGACGUAAAUUCCGUUCAUAAAGAGAGCAGUUGUUGCAAUGUCCGUGACAUCAACCUCCCGUCACAGUUUCAUGGUAAAUCCUUCGGACAUUUUAGUGAAAACUCUUUGGCAAUCAAUCGACGUAACACUUGGUGCAUUACUGAAAAUUAGAAGUAUCGCCAAACAUGAGGAUCGUACCUUUAGUGUAGCCUCUGUUUCUGGUUCUGGUAAAACUUCCAGUAAAUGCGAGCAGAAAAUAAAAUCACCUAUUGAAGAAUCACUAAACACAAUUGAUGAAAUACUUAAUCCUAAAACAUUUGAUAUCAUUUCUGAAACAAAAGCAUCGUGGAAGAAAAGCUUGUGUCAGUUAGAUUUCUUUCAGAAAUAUCUUGAAUCACCGAGUGACGCGACAGCUAAACCGAUGAAGAUAUUAACUGAUCCUGAAGAACGGCAGGCAUUUAUUAUCCCUGAGGGACAAUAUGAAAAAGUUUUAAAUUACGUUGUUAAUGAAUGCUCCUGUCUUGAUGAAAGCCAAACCAAAGGAAAUUAUGAAGAAAAUUCCAGUUUGCAAACUUGUAACUCCAGCCUCGAGGAAGUUUCAAGAAGAGAUUCAGAGAAGUUUUCAACCGUUGAUGAAACUCUUGACGCAUUUAAAUCAUCGUAUGGCCAUGAUAAGGACAUGGAAGCCAAAAUACAAGUGUUGAAAAACAUAUUUCAUGCCCAAGAAAGGAAAAUUAAGUUAUUUGAAGUGGAAAAGAAAGAGCUUUUGGCUGAAAUUGGAGAAUUACUUGUUGAAAAGGAUUCCAUAGAAAGCAAAGAGAAAAAGGCCAAAGUCUUUUAUCAACUAUUUCCACCCUCGUCAUCGAGCGCUUUGCAGCAAGUUAUGUCUGUCGGCAAUGAAGGAUCAGUUAAACAGAAGGUAGCUGAAGAAAAGAUGACACCCAGACAAAGCAGUUCCACCCAGCCAAUGUAUAAAAACCUGUCAUUCUUACUGCAACAAAAUGAUAGUUCCGCGGAAAUGGAAGAGAUGGUCUUGCCUGAUGGCCCUGUUGCAAACAAAAGAGGAACAAAAUCUGUAAUCGAAACAAACCAAUCACUACCAAACAACGCAAGUAAUACCCAGACAUUUAGUAGCGAUGGUUCACAACUCUCCAAACCUGAACAGAGAAUCACAGAACGAGGUCUUCCUUCCCAAAACCCAGACGUCCUUUGCACGCAGGUUCUUGAUCAAGAUGAAAAUUGGUUAUGCGAUCAUUACAAAAGACAAUGUCACGUGAAAUUUGAUUGUUGUGACAAAUAUUGGCCAUGUCAUCUUUGCCAUAACAACCAAAGUAAAUGUAAAAGAAAGAAACUUAUGACUCGCGGCCUGAUGAUUGUGAAGUGUGUUUAUUGUGAUAAAGUGCAGCUGUUCAGUCAGUUUUGCUGCCAUUGUAAUGCAAAAUUUGCUGAUUAUUUCUGUGGUUUGUGCCAGAAUUUAACUGGUAAAGAUGAUCAUCCUUAUCAUUGUGAAAAAUGUGGAACCUGCAGAAUUCAUGGUGAUCGAUAUUUCCAUUGCGAUGUUUGUGGUGUGUGUCUGGAAGUCCAACUUCGAGGAAAUCAUAAAUGUCGUGAAGGAUCUGCUGAUGAUGAAUGUUGCGUAUGUUUAGAGGACAUUUCAGCAGAAUAUCAAAAACUCCCAUGUUCUCAUACCGUACACAAAGAGUGCUUAGAUGAAGUCAUCAAAAGGGAAAUCAUUCGUUGUCCAAUCUGCCGGAAAAAUUUCCGUCACAACCUGGAGCGAUUAUCCCUGCCUGAUUUACGAAAUUAAUGGCGCUUGGACAUCAACCAGCCAGACUUUCAUAACUUCACGACACAGCCAAUGAUCACCUGAAUAACUUCGCUAUUGUCUGUGGAAGACUUGAAUUUCUUCAAAUUUGGUCCUUCGCGCGCAUUCAAAGUUCGCCAGUUUUUUGACUGUAAAUAAUUAUACAUAUACAUUUAAGUUUAUCUAUACUGCAUGUUAUCCUAAUAUUUUUUGCAGGGCAUUUUUGACUGAAUGAAACUGGGGUAUUUCCCCUAGUAAAUAUACUCAAUAGAGCCUUAUUCGAGGUAUCGCUCACUGAGUCCUGAAAUGUAGACGUUCUUCAUAGGACUUAAUAAACGCGACGUUUUGCCGUUGUAAACAGAACGUAGACCACGUCUAAAACUCUUACAUAGGUAUUUAAUAAUUCAUUUCUUUUCAAUGAAGCAUUGUAUUGAUAGUUGCCGUCGUCGUGUUCCCGUCCUACAUGAUUAAGGUCCCUGAUUAAUGGAAGGAACACGAACAUUUCGCAUGCAUCAGUUGUUAAUAGUAUACAGCGUCAUCAUCAUCAUCUAGGCGCCAAUGAGGUGCACAGGGCCUGAGUAUACAGAGUGUCACAAAGAAAACGAAAGCUAUUCAAAAUCACCCAUAACAAUGUAAUUGUUAGAGUUUGAAUGCCUCAGUACUCUGUUGGGAUAAUAUCACAAUAAACACUUGUUGUUCCGGUCAACUGUACCAUCUUCCUUUAACAAUUUCAAAUUUUUCGUGUUUAGCAUUUUAUAAGUUGCAUUAUCUCACAGGCUAAAAUUCCUGAACACUGCAUUCAAAUUUUAAUUUAACAAUGAGUGAUUUCAAUAGUUUUCGGGUUUUUGGGAACACCCUGUAUGUUACCAUGUGACGUCAUAUCUUCUUGUGUCUAUUUAUAUAAUAUGAUAGCAAGUAAA
Dendronephthya gigantea is the source of this 3001-nucleotide messenger RNA. RefSeq lists its product as uncharacterized. The coding region runs from base 336 to 2084 and encodes 582 amino acids. NCBI's taxonomy places the organism in Eukaryota, Metazoa, Cnidaria, Anthozoa, Malacalcyonacea, Nephtheidae. Gene Ontology annotation, biological process: ubiquitin-dependent protein catabolic process; protein ubiquitination. Gene Ontology annotation, cellular component: nucleus. The transcript is spliced from 9 exons. The record is from RefSeq and is a predicted model, not a curated record. Gene Ontology annotation, molecular function: ubiquitin protein ligase activity; zinc ion binding.